ACAAGUCUAACAAAUCGAAUAAGAGACAACAUCCAGAUCGCAGAAGAAGACAUGGCCCAGGUUGCAGGGUCAUUUAGUGAAGGACUAAUGACACUUUUACUAGGCCUGAAAAAUGGCAAUGUCCCGAUUACAAAAGAGGUGGUCAUAGCGACAGUUAAGAACAGGGACAAUGUCAAGGAGGUGAUGGCGCUGCUCCUCGACCAGCGCGCCGACGAAGUCAAGAUCACUGAAGAGGUGCUUAAAGAGGCAGCUGGUGACGAGGUCAAAAUUACUGAGGAGGUAGUUAUAGCAGCAGCUGGGAACCGAUAUAGUAGCAAAAAGUUGAUGGCGUUGCUCCUGAACCGGCGCGGCAAUGAGAUCAAGAUUACUAAGAAGGUAGUUAUAGCAGUAGCUAGGAACCGAUAUAGUGCUAAAAAGUUAAUGGCGCUGCUCCUCGACCGGCGCGGCAACGAAGUCAAGAUUACUGAGGAGAUGGUUAUAGCAGCAGCUAGGAACUGGAGCAAGAGUUAA
Molecule: messenger RNA, 510 nt
Organism: Hyaloscypha bicolor E
Lineage: Eukaryota; Fungi; Ascomycota; Leotiomycetes; Helotiales; Hyaloscyphaceae
Exons: 2
Coding region: 52-510 (152 amino acids)
Source: RefSeq, a predicted model, not a curated record